CCGGCGCAGAGCUGGGCCAUGGCUGCGCUGGCUCGGAGCGUGCUGGUGACGGGCUGCAGCCGCGGCAUCGGGCUGGAGCUGGUGCAGCAGCUGGCCGCCAGCCCCCGGCCCCCCCAGCACAUCUUUGCCACCUGCCGCCACCCCCAGGGCCCAGGAGGGAAGGCCCUGCAAGAAUUAGCUGCCCAGCACUCCAGCAUCAAACUGGUCCAGCUAGCUGACACAGUGAAUUUGCCCAGCAUCCAAGGGGCCGUGCGGGCUGUGGGGUAUCAUCUGAAGGACCAGGGCUUGAACCUGCUCAUCAACAAUGCAGGCAUCAGCUCCCGUGCCACACUGCACUCCCUGGACUCGCAGGAGAUGCUCAACGUGUUUGCCACCAAUGUGGUUGGGCCACUCCAGGUUGUCAAGGAAUUUCUGCCACUCCUGGAGCAGGCGGCGAAGGGCACAAGGAAGGAGGGUCUGAGCUGCAGCAGGGCUGGUGUCAUCAACAUCUCCACAAAACUGGGCUCCAUCGGGCUGUGCCUCAGGGUGCCAGAGGCCCCCAUGUACCCGUACCGGGCCAGCAAGGCUGCCCAGAACAUGGUGACGAGGUGCUUGGCUGCAGAACUCCAGGACAAGGGGAUCUUGUGUUGUGCCAUCCAUCCUGGCUGGGUGAAGACUGACAUGGGCACAGAGCAGGCACUGCUGACAGUGGAGCACAGUGUGAGGGGCAUCCUGACUGUGCUGGCCAGCCUCUCACAGGACAGCUCUGGAGCCUUCCUCGACUGGGAAGGGAACAGCCUGCCCUGGUGAUGGACAAAUGGACGGCACCUCUUGCCCACGCUGCUGCUUCUGCCUGCUGGCUCAUCACUCUGCAUAGUCACCCCUGCUCACCCUCAGCCCUCCCCACACUACCAGGGAGAGGGAAUCGGCCUCUCUCUCCUUUUCCAUGCCAUGUGUUCCCUGUGGUCCCUUUGUACCCCCAUCUAUAUAAACUCUGGCAGCUGGUGCCUCUCUGCUCUGUCUCCACAUCCAGUCACAAACCCCUCGCCCCGGCCCCGGGCAGGAUCCCUGUGCUCUGCCCAAGCAAUGUGUGUCCCUCUGUCCCAGCUGUGACCAGGCAUACCCCAGCUGAGGGGAGAGGGGAGCUGGUCCCUGGGACCCCCAGCCCCUCAGGCAGCUCAGCCUGGGCAAGGGAAAACCAGAUGUGCAGGGGCUCAAAGAUCUCUUUCCUCUCAGGAGAGGGGCCCUGCUCCAGUUUCUCCAGUGCCUCCUGGAGGGGAGGUCUCCAGAGAGCAGUCACAGUGCCACAGGACACUCAUGGGGAUCCAAGUGACAGCCAUGGAU
Messenger RNA from Oenanthe melanoleuca, 1323 nucleotides. Its product is annotated as C-factor-like. NCBI's taxonomy places the organism in Eukaryota, Metazoa, Chordata, Aves, Passeriformes, Muscicapidae. The record is from RefSeq and is a predicted model, not a curated record. Bases 19 to 789 code for a protein of 256 amino acids. The transcript is spliced from 7 exons.